CGUCACCGGCUGGGGGCGCGCGAGCCGCAGUGGGUUUUCGCCCCGCCCGCCAGGCAGCUCGGGCCGCGCGCGCACGCGAAGUCGCCGGAGCCCGGGCCGACCCGGUGCCGGGAGCAGCAUGCGGAGCCCGCAGACGCUGCCCCUCUGGACACCUCCGCUUGAAGCCUCUCCGUGAGGGACGGGGGGUGGGGCGCCGUCCCCCGCCAGGGCGGAGGCCGCAGGCCACUGCCAAGCAUGGCGCCCACCUGGAGUCCCAGUGUGGCGUCUGUGGUGGGUCCCGUGGGGCUCUUCCUCAUACUGCUGGCCAGAGGAUGCACCGCGGAAGAGCCACCCAGGUUUAUCAAAGAGCCCAAGGACCAGAUCGGUGUGUCGGGAGGCGUGGCCUCCUUCGUAUGCCAGGCCACAGGCGAUCCCAAGCCACGGGUGACCUGGAACAAGAAGGGCAAGAAAGUGAACUCCCAGCGCUUUGAGACCAUUGACUUUGACGAGAGCUCUGGGGCGGUGCUGAGGAUCCAGCCGCUGCGGACGCCCCGGGAUGAGAACGUGUAUGAGUGCGUGGCCCAGAACUCGGUGGGAGAAAUCACUGUUCAUGCGAAGCUGACCGUCCUCCGAGAGGACCAGCUGCCCCCCGGCUUCCCCAACAUCGACAUGGGCCCCCAGCUGAAGGUCGUGGAGCGUACACGCACAGCCACCAUGCUCUGUGCCGCCAGCGGGAACCCUGACCCCGAGAUCACCUGGUUCAAGGACUUCCUGCCUGUCGACCCCAGUGCCAGUAAUGGGCGCAUCAAGCAGCUUCGAUCAGGUGCCCUGCAGAUCGAGAGCAGCGAGGAGACAGACCAGGGCAAGUACGAGUGUGUGGCCACCAACAGCGCCGGUGUGCGCUACUCCUCACCCGCCAACCUCUACGUGCGAGUCCGCCGUGUGGCACCCCGCUUCUCCAUCUUGCCCAUGAGCCACGAGAUCAUGCCCGGUGGGAACGUGAAUAUCACCUGUGUGGCUGUGGGUUCACCCAUGCCCUACGUGAAGUGGAUGCAGGGUGCCGAGGACCUGACGCCCGAGGAUGACAUGCCCGUGGGCCGGAAUGUUCUAGAACUCACGGAUGUGAAGGACUCAGCCAACUACACGUGUGUGGCCAUGUCCAGCCUGGGUGUGAUCGAGGCGGUGGCUCAGAUCACUGUAAAAUCUCUCCCCAAAGCCCCUGGGACUCCCGUGGUGACAGAAAACACGGCCACCAGUAUCACGGUCACCUGGGACUCAGGCAACCCCGACCCUGUGUCCUACUACGUAAUUGAGUAUAAGUCCAAAAGCCAGGACGGACCGUAUCAGAUCAAGGAGGACAUCACCACCACACGUUACAGCAUCGGGGGCCUGAGCCCCAAUUCCGAGUAUGAGAUCUGGGUGUCGGCUGUCAACUCCAUCGGCCAAGGCCCCCCCAGCGAGUCAGUGGUGACCCGCACAGGCGAGCAGGCGCCGGCCAGCGCUCCCAGGAACGUUCAGGCACGCAUGCUCAGCGCGACCACCAUGAUUGUGCAGUGGGAGGAGCCGGUGGAGCCUAACGGUCUGAUCCGCGGCUACCGCGUCUACUACACCAUGGAGCCCGAGCACCCGGUGGGCAAUUGGCAGAAACACAACGUGGACGACAGCCUGCUGACCACCGUGGGCAGUCUGCUGGAGGACGAGACCUACACCGUACGCGUGCUCGCCUUUACCUCCGUGGGCGAUGGGCCGCUGUCAGACCCCAUCCAGGUCAAGACGCAGCAGGGAGUGCCUGGCCAGCCCAUGAACCUGCGGGCAGAGGCCAAGUCAGAGACGAGCAUCGGGCUCUCGUGGAGCGCUCCGAGGCAGGAGAGUGUCAUUAAGUAUGAACUGCUCUUCCGGGAGGGCGACCGCGGCCGAGAGGUGGGCCGCACCUUCGACCCAACCACGGCCUUUGUGGUGGAGGACCUCAAGCCCAACACGGAGUAUGCGUUCCGGCUGGCGGCGCGCUCGCCGCAGGGCCUGGGCGCCUUCACCGCGGUCGUGCGCCAGCGCACGCUGCAGGCCAAACCGUCAGCCCCCCCUCAAGACGUUAAGUGCACCAGCUUGCGCUCCACGGCCAUAUUGGUAAGUUGGCGCCCGCCACCGCCAGAAACUCACAACGGGGCCCUGGUGGGCUACAGCGUCCGCUACCGACCGCUGGGCUCAGAGGACCCGGACCCCAAGGAGGUGAACAACAUACCCCCGACCACCACUCAGAUCCUUCUGGAAGCUUUGGAGAAAUGGACGGAGUACCGUGUCACCGCCGUGGCUUACACAGAGGUGGGACCAGGGCCCGAGAGCUCGCCCGUGGUCGUCCGCACCGACGAAGACGUGCCCAGCGCGCCCCCGCGGAAGGUGGAGGCGGAGGCGCUCAACGCCACGGCCAUCCGAGUGCUGUGGCGCUCGCCCACGCCCGGCCGGCAGCACGGGCAGAUCCGCGGCUACCAGGUCCACUAUGUACGCAUGGAAGGCGCCGAGGCCCGCGGGCCACCGCGCAUCAAGGACAUCAUGCUGGCAGAUGCCCAGGAAAUGGUGAUCACGGACCUACAGCCUGAGACCGCUUACUCCAUCACAGUAGCCGCGUACACCAUGAAAGGCGAUGGCGCUCGCAGCAAGCCGAAGGUGGUGGUGACCAAGGGAGCAGUCUCCCCCAAGAACUUCAAGGUGAAGAUGAUCAUGAAGACAUCCGUGCUGCUGAGCUGGGAAUUUCCUGACAACUACAACUCGCCCACGCCCUAUAAGAUCCAGUACAACGGGCUCACACUGGACGUGGACGGCCGCACCACCAAGAAGCUGAUCACACACCUCAAGCCGCACACCUUCUAUAACUUCGUGCUCACCAACCGCGGCAGCAGCCUGGGCGACCUGCAGCAGACCGUCACCGCCAGGACCGCCUUCAACAUGCUCAGCGGCAAGCCGAGUGUCGCCCCGAAGCCCGACAACGACGGCUUCAUUGUGGUCUACCUGCCUGAUGGCCAGAGCCCUGUGACCGUCCAGAACUACUUCAUCGUCAUGGUCCCACUGCGCAAGUCUCGGGGCGGCCAGUUCCCAGUCCUGCUGGGUAGUCCCGAGGACAUGGACCUGGAGGAGCUCAUCCAGGACAUCUCGCGGCUGCAGAGGCGCAGCCUGCGCCACUCCCGCCAGCUGGAGGUGCCCCGGCCCUACAUCGCCGCCCGCUUCUCCAUCCUGCCCGCUGUCUUCCAUCCUGGGAACCAGAAACAGUAUGGCGGCUUUGACAACCGCGGCUUGGAGCCAGGCCACCGCUACGUCCUCUUCGUGCUCGCUGUGCUGCAGAAGAACGAGCCCACGUUUGCGGCCAGUCCUUUCUCAGACCCCUUCCAGCUGGACAACCCAGACCCCCAGCCCAUCGUGGAUGGCGAGGAAGGGCUCAUCUGGGUGAUCGGGCCCGUGCUGGCUGUGGUCUUCAUCAUCUGCAUCGUGAUCGCCAUCCUGCUGUACAAGAACAAACCCGACAGUAAACGCAAGGACUCCGAGCCCCGCACCAAAUGCUUGCUAAACAACGCUGACCUCGCCCCCCAUCACCCCAAGGACCCUGUGGAAAUGAGGCGCAUCAACUUCCAGACACCAGGCAUGCUCAGCCACCCGCCCAUCCCCAUCGCAGACAUGGCAGAGCACACGGAGAGACUCAAAGCCAAUGACAGUCUGAAGCUCUCACAGGAGUACGAGUCCAUCGACCCCGGGCAGCAGUUCACCUGGGAACAUUCAAACCUGGAGGCCAACAAACCGAAGAACCGCUACGCUAACGUCAUAGCCUACGACCACUCCCGAGUCAUCCUGCAGCCCCUCGAGGGCAUCGUGGGUAGUGAUUACAUCAACGCCAACUAUGUGGACGGCUACCGUCGGCAGAACGCGUACAUCGCCACACAGGGGCCCCUGCCCGAGACCUUUGGGGACUUCUGGAGGAUGGUGUGGGAGCAGCGGUCAGCCACCGUUGUCAUGAUGACGCGGCUGGAGGAGAAAUCGCGGAUCAAAUGUGACCAGUAUUGGCCUAACCGCGGCACGGAGACUUACGGCUUCAUCCAGGUCACCCUGCUGGACACCAUGGAGCUGGCCACUUUCUGCAUCAGGACAUUUUCCCUGCACAAGAAUGGCUCAAGCGAGAAGCGUGAGGUGCGCCAUUUCCAGUUCACGGCGUGGCCGGACCAUGGGGUGCCCGAAUACCCCACACCCUUCCUGGCAUUCCUGCGCAGAGUCAAGACCUGCAACCCGCCCGACGCUGGUCCCAUCGUGGUCCACUGCAGCGCGGGCGUGGGCCGCACCGGCUGCUUCAUUGUCAUCGAUGCCAUGCUGGAGCGAAUUAAGACUGAGAAGACGGUGGACGUGUACGGACACGUGACGCUCAUGCGCUCGCAGCGGAACUACAUGGUGCAGACGGAGGAUCAGUACAGCUUCAUCCACGAGGCCCUGCUGGAGGCGGUGGGCUGUGGCAACACCGAGGUCCCCGCGCGCAGCCUCUACACCUACAUCCAGAAGCUGGCCCAGGUGGAGCCCGGCGAGCACGUCACGGGCAUGGAGCUGGAGUUCAAGAGGCUCGCCAGCUCCAAGGCGCACACCUCCCGCUUCAUCACCGCCAGCCUGCCUUGCAACAAGUUCAAGAACCGCCUGGUGAACAUCCUGCCCUACGAGAGCUCGCGCGUCUGCCUGCAGCCCAUCCGGGGUGUUGAGGGCUCGGACUACAUCAACGCCAGCUUCAUCGAUGGCUACAGGCAGCAGAAAGCCUACAUCGCCACUCAGGGGCCGCUGGCGGAGACCACGGAGGACUUCUGGCGGGCACUGUGGGAGAACAACUCCACCAUAGUCGUCAUGCUCACCAAGCUCCGAGAGAUGGGCCGGGAGAAAUGCCACCAGUACUGGCCAGCUGAGCGCUCCGCCCGCUACCAGUACUUCGUGGUGGACCCCAUGGCAGAGUACAACAUGCCGCAGUACAUUCUCCGAGAGUUCAAGGUCACGGAUGCCCGGGAUGGCCAGUCCCGGACCGUUCGGCAGUUCCAGUUCACGGACUGGCCAGAGCAGGGCGCCCCCAAGUCAGGCGAAGGCUUCAUCGACUUCAUCGGCCAAGUGCAUAAAACCAAGGAGCAGUUCGGCCAGGACGGGCCCAUCUCGGUGCACUGCAGCGCCGGAGUGGGCAGGACAGGCGUGUUCAUCACCCUGAGCAUCGUGCUGGAACGGAUGCGCUACGAGGGUGUGGUGGACAUUUUCCAGACGGUGAAGGUGCUUCGGACCCAGAGGCCCGCCAUGGUGCAGACGGAGGACGAGUACCAGUUCUGCUUCCAGGCGGCGCUGGAAUACCUGGGCAGCUUUGAUCAUUAUGCAACAUAAGCCAUGGGCCCUGCCCGACGCCAGACCCUGCGCCAGACCCUGCGCCACGUGUCCAGAUGUGACCCAGGCCCCGCAGGGCACGAGGAGCCCGGCGUCACAGGGGCCCAGCUGCUGCCUUCCGAACUCGGCACACUCCUCGCUCCCUUCUGAUUCCAGAUGAGGUUCCAGGGUGGGGGCGGGGUGGAGAGCCAAGAGGGGUGCAGCCUCUGCUCCCCAGGGCCGAGCUCUGCGCCAGCGCUCCCCGCCGGCCUAUCGGCAACAUUUUCUUUCUUUCAUUUUUUUUAAUAGUGUAUAUUUUUUUUUCCUCAUUUUUUUAAGAAGAAACAAAAUCGUGCCGGUCAAAACUUUGAAAAACAAACAAGAUCAUCAUGUGCGCCUCCGAGGGAGGCCUAUUUUUUCACAGUCAGCUUGUCAUGUGGCAGUUACGUGCGAGUGUGGGACUGAGCCCGUGACAUGUCCCUCGUCCCUGUGUGAGAGCCACACUCUUAGCUCUUCUUUUAGUUUUUGGGUUUUUUUUUUUUUUAAACCAAUCUUCAGACAUAUCAGAUAUGGAGGGUGAAGUUGGGGGGCACUCGGGCCAGACUGCAGGGACAGGCCACCGAGGACACUGGUCCAGCCCCGGCCACCAGGAGCGUCCUCAUCCACUUGUGGCCUCCGUGCCCUGCGUGGAGGACCCGGUCCCUGGGACUGCAGGACACUUGGGGACAUCUGACUCCCUGGAGCAAGUGCAGAGCAGGUCAGCUCUGUCUGCGCCGUUUUUUGGGCAGAAGCAGUGGGCGCUGCCCUGUAUGUAGAUAAACCGACUUUGUAUUAAAGGAAGAUUCGUCCGA
Peromyscus maniculatus bairdii (prairie deer mouse) is the source of this 6188-nucleotide messenger RNA. NCBI's taxonomy places the organism in Eukaryota, Metazoa, Chordata, Mammalia, Rodentia, Cricetidae. The record is from RefSeq and is a predicted model, not a curated record.